This is a messenger RNA of Dendronephthya gigantea, 1612 nucleotides long. Its product is annotated as DDB1- and CUL4-associated factor 17-like. Gene Ontology annotation, biological process: protein ubiquitination. The transcript has 2 exons. The record is from RefSeq and is a predicted model, not a curated record. Bases 19 to 1593 code for a protein of 524 amino acids. NCBI's taxonomy places the organism in Eukaryota, Metazoa, Cnidaria, Anthozoa, Malacalcyonacea, Nephtheidae. Gene Ontology annotation, cellular component: Cul4-RING E3 ubiquitin ligase complex.
UCAAAAAUCCUGGAAAUCAUGGCUUAUUUUACUCGGAAAAAAAGGUAUUCAAGCGUUUUCAAGGCCGUUAUUUAUCGUCAAAUCUAUGGAACUAAUGUGCAACAAGAUGUUCGUAUGGUUAGAACAAUGAUCGAGUCUAGCAGAAAAUUUGAAAAAGUCAGUGAAAUUGGCUCAAAGGCACCAAUUGUAUAUAUUGGUGAACGACUGUAUACCAACUACUACAGAACUUCCAUUGAUUUAACGCAUGUUAAAAGAAGGCCAAGGAUUGUCUACAAUGUACCAAAACACCCAUCGCACUCAGCAACGAAAUUUAAGACAGAAGAAAUGCUAGUUUACGAAUGUCCAGUCGACCAGGAGACAUUUUGCAAACUUCAAGGAACGUUCUACGUUCAUGGUCCGUAUUCCGUCGGGGUAACGGCAGACAAUUACUUGAAAGUUUUCGACUUCAACACUGGAGAAAGUUUGAAGCAAAUUUAUUUAUACCCAGGUCGAAAAUUCAAGUAUUUGCACUGGGAGACAGACCUUGAGAGGCUUGUGGUGCAGUCUACUCUAUUACCACAAGAAGGUAGUGCGCAUGUCACGCAGCGUACUCCACCGCAGUCGAACCCAGUCUUGUUAUACAUUGCUAUUUUUACCAUGACUCCACUAGAGUUCAUAUGCAUGCUACCAAUAUCUCAAAAGAUCUUUGGUAAGGGCAUUUGCAAUGCUGUGGUUCGUGAUGGUAUGCUAGUGGUAAUGUAUCAAAGGCAAAAACUCCAAUUUUUCAGUCUGGAAGAUAUCCUGAAGAACCAUACCAUGCCAUUGAAGGUGGGCGAUCAGAUACAACCUGGAAACAAUUUGUGUUUGCCUGAAAUAGAUGACCAAUUUGCUGGCGGUAUUGUUGGGAUGCUACCACUUGGGUUACCGGUUAAUGUUUCACUGUUUGAGAAACCACCUGUGCUACUUGAGGUGAAAAGCAGUGAUCAUGAAUUAAGUUUUGGUGGAUUUCCAUGGCAUUAUGUAUCAAACAUUAAUUAUGUAUUUCAAGUUCAUUCAGUCAAAGAUCAUACUUUAGCAGAGAAUGGUAUCCUCAACAUUGAUGAUGCCAUAUAUUUUGGUACAGAAAAGGCAUUUUUUCAUCCAGAUAUGAGUGGACGGAUAUUAUUCAUAGCACCGCCAUAUCUUCGAUGUAUAAAGUUAAGGCGUUUAAACUCCUAUGACAGAAACUCGGCAGUCAAAGUGGAAGAGCAGUUUACCCUUGACUAUCUCCCAGAGACCAAAACGUCCACCGUUGUCCAAACUAAAUCUGGGCGAAAAAUUAAGAAUUUGUUUAAGGGUGACCUGAAAUAUCUGGAGAUGGAAAUUGUUCAAGAUUUUGACUAUGAUGAUGAGCUUGAUCUGCUGGUGGUUCUUUACCUUAACUUAGCAAAGCAAGGAGAGGGUGUUGUUGGUUUCUAUGACAACCAAACAGGACGACACAUACAGGAAGUAGGUGUUGAAGAUAUUGAGGAGGAUUACGAGCACACAGUUGCAAUAAACAGAGAUGUAUUGAUUGUUUUGUCUCGAAAGAAACAAAACUUCAGAUGUUUAGUUUAUAUUCUGAAUACAACCUAAGUAUUCAUGAUGUUUUGUA